Molecule: messenger RNA, 1636 nt
Organism: Aplosporella prunicola CBS 121167
Lineage: Eukaryota; Fungi; Ascomycota; Dothideomycetes; Botryosphaeriales; Aplosporellaceae
Exons: 1
Coding region: 21-1337 (438 amino acids)
Biological process (GO): L-threonine catabolic process; glycine biosynthetic process
Cellular component (GO): cytosol
Molecular function (GO): L-allo-threonine aldolase activity
Source: RefSeq, a predicted model, not a curated record
CCGCGUCUCACGGUUCCUCCAUGUCUCUCGCUUCAUCUCUUCGUCAAUUACCGAGAAGUCUCCGCACAUCGUCCCGACUCAAUUGCUUCCUUCGUACAGGGCCAAAGCUUGUUGUUCCGCCGCACGCCCGCGCCAUGGCUAGCGGGUCAGGGUAUCCUGUCGCCUCAGCACGGAAAGUUGAAGCCACGGCGCAGCACCUCGCCCCCAAUGGCAUGAAAGUCAACCACUGGGAGACGCCGGGCACGGCGGCGUUCGACUUCCGCAGCGACACUAUCACGACGCCGACGGCCUCGAUGCUGACGGCCAUCGCUGCGACGACACUGUUUGAUGAUGUCUUCCAGGAGGACCCGACCACCAACGGGCUACAGCAGUUCGUGGCAGAGCUUACGGGCAAGCCGGAUGCCCUGCUCGUCAUGAGUGGUACUAUGGGCAACCAGAUUGCCAUCCGCGCGCAUCUGGGUGCCCCGCCGCACUCUGUGCUGUGCGACCACCGCGCGCACAUCAUAGGGUCAGAGGCCGGUGGCGUGGCGUCCCUGUGUGGAGCUAUGGUUCAGGGCGUCGUCCCGUCUAAUGGGAAGUACCUCACGCUGGAGGACGUGAAGAAGGCCGCUGUGCUGGACGAAGACAUUCACUCAUGCCCGACGAAGCUGAUCAGCCUGGAGAACACACUAGGCGGGACCAUCAUGCCGCUGGAGGAGUGCCAGCGCAUUGGAGAGUGGGCCCGCGAACAUGGCAUUAUCAUGCAUCUGGACGGGGCGCGCCUAUGGGAAGCGGCCGCAGCCGGUGCGGGCUCCCUCAAGGAUUACUGCGAUGCGUUCGACAGUGUGCAGCUGUGCUUCAGCAAGGGCCUGGGAGCACCGAUUGGCAGCAUCAUUGUCGGCACCGAAAAGUUUGUGCAGCGUUCGCGCUGGAUUCGCAAGAGCAUUGGUGGUGGUAUUCGUAUGGCCGGUGUCAUCAGCUCGGCUGCACGCACCAGUGUCGAGGAGACAUUCCUAAGCGGCAAGUUGGAGCAGACUCAUCGCAAUGCCAAACGCAUUGCCGGGACUUGGGAGAAGCUUGGUGGCAAGCUGAGCAUGCCCGUUGAGACGAAUAUGGUCUGGUUGGACCUGGAGAAGGCAGGCAUGAGCGCAGAUGAUUUGAUUGUCCGCGCACAAGAGAAAGGUCUAAGGUUAGGGGGUGGUCGGCUGGUGGCGCACUACCAAAUCUGUGAGGAGGCGAUUGGGAGGCUGGAGGAGCUAAUGCGUGAUAUCCUACAAGGAAAGAAGAGGAAGGUGAGUAUGGAGGAGAAGGAUGCGGCAGAAAUCAAGCCCAAACAAAUGAAGCUCGAUAAAGAGUAGGGUUAACGGAAGAAAACUCAAAAUUUGGGGGUGUUAACGAGAUAUGAGUAACGUAAGUCCUCGAUACUUGUAACUGUUCCAUUUUGAUAUUGAGAGAUGUAGAUUGGAACCUACCUAUAGAACAGAAGAAACGAUCAAAUUAGCGCUCAACCUUGCUCAGUUAUCCAGCUAUACAUCAAGCUGUAUCCAUCCGACAAAUUUACCCAUCAACGCGAACAAUGCCAUCCCUUUUUAACACCUUCAUACGGCUAGCGCAACGGCCAAAGACGACGAACCUCCGAAAACUGGCGCAAAAGAAG